This is a messenger RNA of Magnolia sinica, 3376 nucleotides long. Its product is annotated as probable UDP-N-acetylglucosamine--peptide N-acetylglucosaminyltransferase SPINDLY. Lineage: Eukaryota; Viridiplantae; Streptophyta; Magnoliopsida; Magnoliales; Magnoliaceae. Bases 232 to 2994 code for a protein of 920 amino acids. The record is from RefSeq and is a predicted model, not a curated record. The transcript has 18 exons. Gene Ontology annotation, molecular function: protein binding.
GGAGUGUCGGAGGGAGAGAGGCGGGACUCGAACCAUCCAAAACCCAAAAUCCCAAAUCUCUCUCUCUCUCUCUCCUUUUCGAGGGUUUUUCCUCAGACGAGCUCGUCUCCUCUCCUUAUCCUACACCCCCAUUCCUUAUCCUGCGCCUACCUCGACAACAGCAGCUUCACCAUGCGCUCUCCUUCUCAGCUUCUCUCCCUCAAAUGAGACUGAAUUGGAAGAUUCUAUCCAAUGGCACGGACGGAGACAGAUGCUGUGAAGGAUGCUGGAGAAAACGGAUGCUUUAAAGGAUUGCGGCCUUUGGCUGAUUCUAGCAUCUCUCAGCCUCUCCAUGUUUCUCCUCUGCGAAAGAAGUUUGAAGGAAAGGAUGCCCUCACUUAUGCUAACAUUCUCCGUUCUAGAAACAAGUUUGUUGAUGCUCUUUCUCUAUACGAGAGCAUCUUGGAGAGGGAUGGUGGGAAUGUUGAAGCUCAUAUAGGCAAGGGCAUCUGCCUCCAAAUGCAGAGUCUGACUCGACAGGCCUUUGAAAGUUUUACGGAGGCCAUACGGUUGGACCCACAGAAUGCAUGCGCCCUUACACAUUGUGGUAUUCUUUACAAAGACGAAGGUCACCUUUUAGAGGCUUCUGAGUCAUAUCAAAAGGCUUUAAGGGCUGAUCCAUCAUACAAACCAGCUGCAGAAUGUCUCGCAAUUGUCUUAACAGAUUUGGGCACCAGUUUAAAACUGGCUGGAAACACUCAGGAGGGAAUCCAGAAGUAUUGUGAAGCUCUAAAGAUAGACAGCCACUAUGCCCCUGCAUAUUACAACCUUGGGGUGGUCUAUUCUGAGAUGAUGCAAUAUGAUUUGGCUCUUAGCUGCUACGAGAAAGCUGCACUACAGAGGCCUAUGUAUGCCGAAGCAUAUUGCAACAUGGGUGUUAUAUAUAAAAACCGUGGGGACUUGGAAUCAGCUAUUGCUUGCUACGAGAGGUGUUUGACAGUGUCUCCAAAUUUUGAGAUUGCCAAGAAUAACAUGGCAAUAGCCUUGACAGACUUAGGAACAAAGGUAAAACUGGAGGGAGACAUCAACCAAGGUGUGGCAUACUACAAAAAGGCACUGUAUUACAAUUGGCACUAUGCUGAUGCUAUGUAUAAUCUUGGUGUAGCAUAUGGAGAAAUGCUGAAGUUUGACAUGGCAAUUGUGUUUUAUGAACUUGCUUUACACUUCAAUCCCCAUUGUGCGGAGGCAUGCAACAACUUAGGAGUAAUAUAUAAGGACAGAGACAAUCUUGACAAAGCUGUGGAGUGUUACCAGAUGGCUUUAUCUAUCAAACCGAACUUCUCUCAGUCACUCAACAAUCUUGGUGUUGUCUACACUGUUCAGGGUAAGAUGGAUGCUGCGGCAAGCAUGAUUGAAAAAGCCAUUGUUGCAAAUCCGACAUAUGCAGAGGCAUACAAUAACUUAGGGGUUCUUUACAGAGAUGCAGGCAAUAUAUCUCUGGCCAUUGAAGCGUAUGAACAAUGCCUUCAGAUAGAUCCUGAUUCGCGUAAUGCUGGUCAGAAUCGAUUGCUUGCAAUGAACUAUAUUAAUGAGGGCAAAGAUGAUAAACUUUUUGAGGCGCACAGGGAAUGGGGUAGACGCUUCAUGAGGCUAUAUCCACAACACACGUCUUGGGAGAAUCCAAAGGAUAUGGAGCGUCCGCUUAUUAUUGGAUAUGUGUCUCCAGAUUACUUCACUCAUUCUGUAUCAUAUUUCAUAGAAGCACCUCUUUUAUACCAUGAUUAUGCUAAUUACAAGGUUGUCGUCUACUCAGCGGUUGUGAAGGCGGAUGCAAAAACCCACAAAUUCAGGGACAGAGUUCUGAAAAAGGGUGGAGUAUGGAGAGAUAUUUAUGGGAUUGAUGAGAAGAAGGUUGCCAGCAUGGUUAGGGAAGAUAAAGUUGACAUCUUGGUAGAGCUUACUGGUCACACAGCAAACAAUAGGUUAGGAAUGAUGGCUUGCAGACCUGCUCCUAUUCAGGCAACAUGGAUUGGAUAUCCAAACACAACUGGUUUGCCUACCAUUGAUUAUAGAAUCACCGAUUCAUUGGCUGACCCUCCUGAUACGAGGCAAAAGCAUGUUGAGGAGUUAGUUCGUUUACCUGAUUGUUUUCUUUGCUAUACGCCUUCUCCGGAAGCAGGGCCUGUUUCCCCAACCCCUGCCCUUUCUAAUGGGUUCAUUACUUUUGGGAGCUUCAACAAUCUUGCUAAGAUAACACCAAAAGUCUUGCAAGUUUGGGCAAAGAUAUUAUGUGCUGUUCCAAAUUCACGGCUUGUGGUAAAGUGCAAACCCUUCAGUUGUGAUAGUGUAAGGCAAAGGUUUCUUUCGACAUUGGAGCAGUUGGGGCUGGAAUCACUCCGUGUUGAUCUUCUGCCACUAAUCCUACUCAACCAUGAUCAUAUGCAAGCAUACUCACUUAUGGAUAUCAGCUUGGACACAUUUCCAUAUGCAGGAACGACUACUACCUGUGAGUCCUUGUACAUGGGGGUUCCAUGUGUUACUAUGGCAGGUUCAGUGCAUGCCCAUAAUGUUGGUGUCAGUCUUCUCAGCAAAGUCGGGCUAACACGUCUGAUUGCCAAAACUGAAGAUGAGUAUGUCCGUUUGGCGCUGGAAUUGGCAUCCGACAUCACAGCCCUUUCGAACCUCCGGUUGGGUCUUCGUGAGCUCAUGUUGAAGUCCCCGGUCUGCAAUGGACCACAAUUCGCUCUGGGGCUGGAGGUGACAUACAGAGAUAUGUGGCACAGAUACUGCAGAGGUGAUGUUCCGUCUUUAAGGCAUAUGGAAUCGCAGCAGCAGCAGCCGCCUUCUCCUGAAAAGCCUCCAGUGAAAUUCCCCGAACCCACAAAAAUCACAACUGUGCCAAGAGAUCCCCACUCUACAGCUAUAAAGAUGAACGGCAUCAAUUCGGGUCCACCAUCCACGCCGGUCCUCUAUGAAGGAAACGGCGGCCAAUCAAAUCCAGGAAAUCCGAGCUAGUUGAAGCCAGUCGGCCAAGUGCUUGCCACGAGCGCAUGCUCGUGAGAUUAUUUAUAUAUGCCUCCACCUGUUGAUGCAACCGUGUGCUGUGUUUCGCCCCCAUGUAAAUCGAUGAUUUGCUGAAAUUCGAGUUGGGGGGCGGGAGCUGAGGGUGGGUGGCCCAGGGCUUGCACUGUCUAUGUCAAUUUUGGGAGGACAGGUGGUGGGGGCUAUUUAAAAAUUUCUUUUCCCUCUGUAAAAGGAUGGAAAUAUGAAAGGGUUGUUCACAUGUUUUAGGGUGCAGAUAUCACAAGGACUAGAUCUUAUAGUGGCUUGUAAAAUUCAGAAGCAAAUUUGAAAAUUUAUUCCCAAUGAAUGGAUUGUUUGGUGUUUUAUCUGAUAA